AUGGGCGUCUACUGGGUUGAUCACUUCUGUGCAUGGCUUCUGACCGACGAUCAACACCAAAACAGCUUGUGUUACACUAUGAUAACCAAGUUCUUGGAGAAUAAGUACCACUACUGGCUUGAGGCUAUGAGUCUGUUGCGGUGUACCUCAGAGGCAAUCAAGGCGAUGCAGAGACUGGAAGAUAAGUUGGAGGGUAGAGUUUCUGACGAGCUAAAGCUUCUGGUCAAAGACGCUUUACGCUUCGCUUUUACACACAGAACCAUCAUGGAUGUUGCACCACUUCAACUCUAUGACUCAGCUUUAAUAUUCACUCCCCAACUCAGCAAGAUCAAAGAAUGCUUUAAUCAGGAAAUCAACAAAUCCAUAGAUGUAUUCUCCCCCAACUUCCAACGAUGGGAUGCCUGCCUCCAGACUAUUCCGGGUAUAGCACAUAAGGCCAUGUGCGAAUUUUCACCUGAUGGUGGGCAUGUUGCAACGAUCAACAGUAACGCCGACAGUUUACUCUUGAUGGACGCUUCCACUGGUUGCCUUGUCAAGUCGAUUGAAUCUCCGGGGGGUCGCCUGGUCGGAUUUACAUUCUAUCCAAGCGGAGAUCAUCUUGUCACAUUAUCUGGCGAAACAAGAUACGAAGCAAAACUCUCCAUCUUCCAUCUGCCUAACGGGGAAUGCAGUAAAUCCUUCAGAGUUCCCAAAAGUCGCAGAUCAGCCAUUCUAUCCGUGUCUCCAGACGGAAAACUACUUGCAAUAGCAUCAGGCGACCACACCGUGGACAUUUGGCAUAUGGCGAGCGAAACAAAAACGGACAGCUGCCAUGUAAUGCCAGGCUCCUUUGUCAAGUAUAUUGCCUGGACACAUACUCUUUCGCAUCCACAGGCUCUCUUAAUUCUAGGAUCGGACGAUAUUUCUAUUUGGGCUCUUGAUACGACACAUCAAACGUCCAAGCUAAUGUCGCUGACGGGCAUAGAACAUCCUAACGCUGCCACGGUUAGCCGUGAUCGGACAUGCUGUGCAGUGUUCCAUGGUUGGAAAGAGCUCGUAUUGUACUCUUGGGGGUCAUCCAUAACCGUGCAGAAGAUUGCGCGAUUCGACCAUGAGAAUGUAUUUGAUGCAUCAUGGAUAGCCGAUGACCGUUCAAUAGCCCUUUGUGGGAUAUUUGGCAUCGAAUUAUGGGAUUUAGAAGCGAAGAGACGGGUAGCGCAGGUACGGGGCGAUGCUGCUGAGACAAUAUGCUAUGGAAGAAAUCGCCAACUUGCUUCGCUCGGGCUUCGAAACGGCACUCUCAAGAUCUGGAGCCUGGACACAAUCUUGAGUCAUUCAGAACCUACCACCCAAGAGUCUGCCAGCAUAGUCAAGGCGUUUAUCACAUCGCCAAGUGGCAAGGUUGCUGUCAUCAGUAACAACGCAAAAUUCGACAUGUUAAGCAUAGCAGUCGAUGGCAGAUUUCACCAUCUCCCCAAGACACUUCAAAAUUCGCCCCGGGGGUCAUAUUACAAAAUUGAGUCACUAGCAUUUGGUCACGACGACUACUUUGCUGUAGCCACCAACAGUGGUGCCAUUGUUGUUUUUAAGUUCGGCCACGAUACGGGCCUCUACUAUCGCGAGCGACGGAUUAGAGAGUACCCGAUUUAUGGAUCCCUUCGGAAGAUCUAUUUGACCAUACAGUUUUGGGGACAAGAGCAGAUCAUAAUUUAUAAUGGUUACAUGAAUUUCUGGGAUUUAAAGACAGGCAAAUGCUUGCGGAAGGUAUCUAUCCCACACCGAUACGAAGACCGCAGAUCAACCAUUACAGCUGACGGCCGAAUUGCUUGGGGCGAAGAUUAUUCUCAGGUAGUGAUAUGGGACAUCAUGUGCGAAAAGGAAACGCAGCGUUUUGACUUACACGUUCUACAACUCGAUGUUGUAGUGAUUUCGACAAUUUCCUUUGAUUCAAGUGGUAUGCUUGCGAUCUCUGCACGGGAUUUUGACCAGAAAUUCAUAGCCAUUGGAAAUGCGAAUGAUGGUACCUGGAUUCGGAGGUACUCUCUGUUUGACGAUGUUCCAACUAUGACCUUUUUAACCCCCAAGCAACGACUCGACACAGGCUUUGGUGUUCUCGAAUACGACAUGGAAUGUGGGAACUCUAAAGAUAUACCAAUGUUGACCGCAAAAGGUCACUGGGACCCGCGUUACCUCAGACUAUCCUACUCAAAGUCCGAAGCCUGGCUCAUGAAAGGUUCUAGGAGGGUAUUGUGGAUUCCUUGCCAGGAUGUCGAUCCAAAACGGUUCUCAAUUCAAACAGAUUUGGAGACAGUUGAUUCAGUCAUGUCCACUGUUGAGAUCAACGACGCAGUGUUCUGCCAAGAACAUCUCACAGAAAUUUGUGAAGAUUGCAGUGUCGACUUACGUGAGGAGAACGACGCUUUUUACGGAUUUGACUCUGUGGAGCGCGAUGCAAUCGAAAGUCCACAUGCCUCCAUCAACCACGAUGGCGUUUAUAUGUGCAAGAAACAUGACAGCGCUACGUGCAAUCAGUGUUUUGGUUGGAAGAAGAAGAUCAUCAAAGCUCGGAUGGAUGCCAAAAAGGCUGGCAGGGCUUAG
Messenger RNA from Fusarium odoratissimum NRRL 54006, 2577 nucleotides. RefSeq lists its product as uncharacterized. Lineage: Eukaryota; Fungi; Ascomycota; Sordariomycetes; Hypocreales; Nectriaceae. The transcript is spliced from 6 exons. The coding region runs from base 1 to 2577 and encodes 858 amino acids. The record is from RefSeq and is a predicted model, not a curated record. Gene Ontology annotation, molecular function: protein binding.